Ipomoea triloba (trilobed morning glory) is the source of this 546-nucleotide messenger RNA. RefSeq names its product vegetative cell wall protein gp1-like. The record is from RefSeq and is a predicted model, not a curated record. Bases 1 to 546 code for a protein of 181 amino acids. Lineage: Eukaryota; Viridiplantae; Streptophyta; Magnoliopsida; Solanales; Convolvulaceae. The transcript has a single exon.
AUGGCCCCUCAAAUUGUUGUUGCCUUAGCCACCAUUCUCUUUGUUUCCCUUUCUGGGUUGGCCUCUUCGGCCCCCUCCCCUUCCCCCUCUUCAUCUCCCCCAUCAUCCUCACCUUCCUCUUCUUCUUCUCCGUCCGGUGCCCCAUCAAAUGCGGCCCCAAACGGUGCCCCGGGUCCCGCGCCCACCGCAUCAUCGCCCGCUAGCUCCGCCCCAAUUGCAAGCACCCCAUCACCAUCAUCAUCAUCAUCUCCAUCUCCUUCUGAAUCGCCUGCCGCUACUCCUGAUAAUGGCCCCGCUGCUGCCCCGGAGAACGGGCCCGCUGCCUCUCCUGAGGAUAGCGCACCCGCAUCAGCUCCAUCGCCGGAGGAUCCCUCGUCCCCACCGUCGCCAACUGGCCCCGCCGAUGCUCCCGACGACGCUGAUUCGCCGGCGGAUGCGCCCGAGGAGGACGACUACGGCAGUGAAGACGACGCCGCCUUCAGGGUUUCCACCUCUCCCGUCUUUGGAGUUGCCGCCGUAGCCGCAGCUGGAUUAUUCUUCUUCUAA